Molecule: messenger RNA, 3760 nt
Organism: Vespa velutina
Lineage: Eukaryota; Metazoa; Arthropoda; Insecta; Hymenoptera; Vespidae
Product: probable methyltransferase-like protein 15 homolog
Exons: 2
Coding region: 10-1182 (390 amino acids)
Biological process (GO): rRNA base methylation
Molecular function (GO): rRNA (cytosine-N4-)-methyltransferase activity
Source: RefSeq, a predicted model, not a curated record
UACGUAAGAAUGCUUAAAUUUAAAAUUAAUUUAUUAUAUUUACAAGCUUUUUGUAUCAACAAACUAUAUCAUGAAACAAGAGUACAGUUUCAUCAUCUAUCAAAAAUUAAUAUACAAUAUGUAAUAAACAAAAGAUAUUUUAGUCAACAACAAGAUAUACAGGAACAAGAUGUAAUUAAAAAUAAUAAUAUACAUGUACCUGCAAUGAUCAAAGAAGUUUUACUAUAUUUACAACCAUCUCCAGGUAAAAUAUAUGUAGAUAUGACUUUUGGUGCUGGAGGACAUACUACUCAAAUUUUGAAAUCAGCACCUGAUAUAAAAAUUUUUACAUUAGACAGAGAUCCAAUAGCAUAUAAUAUUGCACAAGAUUUAUCAAAGAACUAUCCUGGACAAAUGAUUCCUUUAUUAGGAAAAUUUUCAGAUUUACCAUUAUUACUUAGCGAGCAUAAAGUUGGAAAGAAUAGUAUUGAUGGUUUUUUGUUUGAUUUUGGAUGUUCAUCAAUGCAAUUUGAUAAUGCAGAAAGAGGCUUUUCUUUGUCAAAAAAUGGACCAUUAGAUAUGAGAAUGGAUGGUAAUAGAUAUCCUGAAAAUCCAACUGCUGCUGAUGUAAUAGAAAGAGCGGAUGAGAUAGAUUUGUAUCAUAUAUUGAAAAUUUAUGGACAAGAAAAGAAGGCAAGAAAGAUAGCACGUGCGCUUAUCGAAGCAAGAUAUAUGUAUAAAAAAUUGGAAACAACAAAAGAAUUGGCACAGCUUGUUGAAUCUGUACUCAGUAAUGAAAUCAGAAAAGAUCAAUUAGGUAGAUUCUCACAUUGUGCGACAAAAACGUUUCAAGCUUUUAGAAUUUUUGUAAACAAUGAAUUGAAUGAAAUCAAUCAUGGCAUAGUGCUUGCACAAAAUUACUUAAAAAUUGGUGGUUGUUUGAUAACAAUAUCCUUCCAUUCAUUGGAAGAUAUUGUUGUUAAAAGACACAUGACAGGAAAUAUAACAGAUUUUGUAGCAAAUGUUACACCAUUAAAAUAUUUAAAUCAUAAUAAAAGUUUUCGCAUUGACGAAUUAAAUGAUAUAGUCAUGUCACCAUGGAAAAUGAUGCAUAAGCAUGUAUUGACACCAUCGUCUGAAGAAGUCAAUAAAAAUCCAAGAGUUAGAUCAGCAAAGUUUAGAGCUAUUACUAAAGUUAAAUAAAUUAAUCACAGAAUUACGAAAUAUUGAUUUUAUAAUUAACUUACUAAUACAUUCUUAUUAGUUAUUUAUGAAAUUAAUAUUUUAUAUGGAACAUACAUAAAGUACAUGGAGUAUGAAAAAUAUAAAUAGAUAAAGUUAUUGUUAUGUGGCAAUAAUAUGAAAAGAGUUAAUAUUUAAAAUAAUCCUUCUAUCUCAUUCGUUUCACUAUUCCAAUCCAUAUCAUAAAUACUUGGCCUAGUAGAAAGACCUGGCAUCAUCAUGAUCUGCAAUUUAUAAAAACGUCGUUUGUAACAUACAUCGAUAACUGCAUCUGCCAAAGCUAUUGCACCUGAUCCACCGUCAGCCCAAUGAGUGCAAAUCACUGUAUCUGCUGCACCACUCUCCAAUGCCACUUCUUUAAUGAGCUGUAGUUCAGCUUCUGUAUCAGUACUAUUAGAAUAAUAAAUAUUUAUUUUGGUUGCAAUAGGAAAAAUCUAUUCUCGCAAUUUAUUAAAAAAAAAAUUAUCAUGGAUUUCAGAUAUACUUAAUGCAGAAUGAAAUAUUUACGUGUAUGAAUUUAUAGCUACAACAACGGGUACUCCAAAUUUCAGGCCAUUGCUGAUAUGUUUUUGAAGAUUUGGAAGACCUUUUCUAACAAGUUCGAUAUUUUCUUCAAUGUAUUCUUUUUUUAGAGCCGCACCUGGGGUUACUAAUGGACCACCACCAUGCAUUUUCAAGGCUCUUACAGUUGCAACAAGAACGACAGCAUUCGGCACGAGUCCAGAUGUUCUACAUUUAAUGUCAAAGAACUUCUCCAUGCCUAUAUCGGAACCAAAUCCAGCUUCUGUCACUACAAUACCAUUUGGUCCAACUAGUUUUAAUGCAAUAGUAUCUGCUAUUAUCGAGGAACAACCGUGUGCGAUAUUAGCGAAGGGACCAGCAUGAACCAUUACAGGUGUACCUUCUAAAGAUUGCAUUAGCGUUGGUUCGAUCGCAUCUUUCAGAAGAAUAGCCAUCGCACCAGUCAUGCCCUAUUAAAUUGAUAAAAGUAAGUAAAGAAUAAAUGUAAAUAGAUAAAAAUAUCUAAAUUUAUAAUAUCGUUAAUUAAAUACGAACAAAAUCUUCAGCAGUUAAAGGUUCACCAUUCUUAUUGAAUCCAAUUACUAUAUUGCCCAAUCUUUGUUUCAAAUCUUCGACGUUAGCAGCUAAAGCAAGUAUCGCCAUUAUCUCAGAAGAAACAGAAAUUUUGAAAGAAGUCUCUCUCGUCUUAUUUUUUUCAGUCGAACUUUGACCAAUAGUUAUUUUACGUAGGAAACGAUCAUUUAUAUCAACCACUGCAAAAGAAGAUAAGUCUUAAUGAAAGUAUACUUGUUCAACUGACAUUAAGAUAAUUAAUUUUAUUUUUCUUAUUCUAUGUACCUCUUGUCCACGUAAUAUUAUGUGGAUCGAUGUCCAAUCGUACGAACUUGCGUUGUUCUUCUUCCGUCAAAGAGUUUGGAUCGGUUUUUGUAAUCCCAAGUUUUUGCAGACGCCUUAAUUGAAUUUUGGAGAAUUUUCGAACACCUUUAAUCGUAGGUACCAAUCUAUCAUAAAGAGCCUUGUCACUUUGAGUGGAUUCAUGGAAGUAUCGAGCAUCGAUUUGGGCUGCUAAAAGAUUAUUUGCCGCGGAUAUAGCGUGGAUGUCUCCGGUUAAGUGAAGAUUGAAUUCUUCCAUAGGAAUUACCUAGAAAGGAAAAAAAAAUAUGAACAUAGUUCAUUAUAAUAAUUAGAUUUAAAAUUUUAUAAUUUUAUUUUUGUACAUACUUGUGCAUAUCCACCACCAGCUGCUCCUCCUUUAACUCCGAAAGUAGGACCUUGGCUAGGCUGUCUUAACGUAACAAAAGAAUUUGUUCCUUUAUGCGCUGAGAGAGCUUGCACUAAUCCAAGAGCCGUCGUACUUUUACCUUCACCGAGAGGUGUUGGCGUAAUACCAGCGACGACCACGAAUUUUCCAUUCUGCUGAUUCUUCAGUCUAUUUAGAACAUUUAAACUUAUUUUACCCUUAUUGUCUCCAUAAGGACUUAGCUCGUUUGGUAAUAGACCGAUUUCUUCAGCUAAACUGACAAUAGGUUUAUAUGUCUGACUUCUAGAAAUAGCUAUAUCACUUGGAACUGGUCUCUGUGGAUUAAUCUUUAAAAUUCUUAGUUUCCAAUCGACAUUAAGAAGAUUUUCAGCUGCUUUUUUGGCCGAGGUCACUGUAUUCUUCAUCAGCAUGGCUACCGUCAUAGGGCCGACACCACCAGGAACUGGCGUAAUGUAUGAAGCUACUUUCGAAGCUUCCUCGUAAUCAACGUCGCCUACUAAACGCUCACCGCUUUUCUUUCCAGAAUCUGGAAAACAUGUAUUAAAUUUGAUGUGAGAAUAUAUCUCCCGAAAUAUAACUAUUCUUAUCAUAUGUGUUAAUUGAAUUUGAUGAGAUUUUUAUCGAACAUUAUUUCGAAAUAUUCUUUAAGGCCUUGAAUAUACACAUUAUAAGAUCUUACAAAUUUACUUUAUUAUUAUAUGUAUAUCGAUAUUAUCGAUUUGGGGUAUUUUUCAUUAUUAAAUUAAAUAUAUAAGC